CCUCAGACAGACGCCGCACACCUCAGACAAAAACACUCUCCAGACUUGUCUCAUUACAUUGCAUAAUAGCGACAAGCCAUCAUGCGUGAGUGUAUCUCCAUCCACGUCGGUCAGGCCGGUGUCCAGAUUGGCAAUGCCUGCUGGGAGCUUUACUGCCUGGAACAUGGGAUCCAGCCGGAUGGACAGAUGCCCAGCGAUAAAGCUAUCGGCGGAGGAGACGAUUCCUUCAACACCUUCUUCAGUGAGACCGGAGCCGGAAAGCACGUCCCCAGGGCUGUUUUUGUGGAUCUGGAGCCCACUGUCAUCGAUGAGGUGCGCACUGGGACCUACCGCCAGCUGUUCCACCCCGAGCAGCUGAUCACCGGGAAGGAGGACGCUGCCAACAACUACGCCCGUGGACACUACACCAUCGGCAAAGAGAUCAUCGACCUGGUGCUGGACAGGAUCCGCAAACUGGCGGACCAGUGCACUGGCCUUCAGGGCUUCCUGGUUUUCCACAGCUUCGGAGGCGGCACCGGUUCCGGUUUCACCUCCCUGCUGAUGGAGCGUCUGUCCGUCGAUUACGGCAAGAAGUCCAAGCUGGAGUUCUCCAUCUACCCAGCUCCCCAGGUGUCCACGGCUGUGGUGGAGCCCUACAACUCCAUCCUGACCACCCACACCACCCUGGAGCACUCUGACUGUGCCUUCAUGGUGGACAACGAGGCCAUCUACGACAUCUGCCGCAGGAACCUCGACAUCGAGCGUCCCACUUACACCAACCUGAACAGGCUGAUCAGUCAGAUCGUGUCCUCCAUCACCGCGUCCCUUCGUUUCGAUGGCGCCCUCAAUGUCGAUUUGACAGAGUUCCAGACCAACUUGGUGCCAUAUCCCCGAAUCCACUUCCCUCUGGCCACCUACGCCCCUGUCAUCUCCGCUGAGAAGGCUUACCAUGAGCAGCUCUCAGUGUCCGAAAUCACCAACGCCUGCUUUGAGCCGGCCAAUCAGAUGGUGAAAUGCGACCCUCGCCACGGUAAAUACAUGGCUUGCUGCCUUUUGUAUCGUGGUGAUGUGGUGCCCAAAGAUGUCAAUGCUGCCAUUGCCACCAUUAAAACCAAGCGCUCCAUCCAGUUUGUGGACUGGUGCCCCACUGGUUUCAAGGUGGGCAUCAACUACCAGCCGCCCACUGUAGUUCCUGGUGGAGACCUGGCCAAGGUCCAGAGGGCUGUGUGCAUGCUGAGCAACACCACUGCUAUUGCAGAGGCCUGGGCUCGGCUCGACCACAAGUUUGACCUGAUGUACGCUAAGCGUGCCUUUGUUCACUGGUAUGUGGGUGAGGGGAUGGAGGAGGGAGAGUUCUCUGAGGCCAGAGAGGACAUGGCGGCUCUGGAGAAAGAUUAUGAGGAGGUCGGAGUCGACUCCAUCGAGGGUGAGGGAGAGGAGGAGGGAGAGGAAUAUUAAAAGGGACACAAGUUAAACAGAUAACAAAUGAUUUCAUUUGUUCUUAAGCACAAUUCAAACAGAAAUGUUUGUCUAUUCAUUACCAGCCUGCAUAUUUUCAGAGUGAA
Molecule: messenger RNA, 1544 nt
Organism: Plectropomus leopardus (leopard coralgrouper)
Lineage: Eukaryota; Metazoa; Chordata; Actinopteri; Perciformes; Serranidae
Product: tubulin alpha chain
Biological process (GO): microtubule-based process
Cellular component (GO): microtubule
Molecular function (GO): GTP binding; structural constituent of cytoskeleton
Source: RefSeq, a predicted model, not a curated record